CAUCUGCUAUUGCAACAGAUAGAACCCAUACAAGAGAAAAAACACUCGUAGACGAAUGACUUCUUCAGUAACCACUUUAGCCCUAACACUAGUUCUGAUUUUCCACCUCACGCCGGAAAUAGCCGAAGCUCGCCAUCUCAAUGAUCAGAAGCCUACCGAUGAAAUGAAAUACCUCUUCCCACCGGGGUUACCCUUCACAGGCGUUCCUCCGUUACCGUCACUUUUUCCUCCGUUCCCCGGAAACGUUCCCCGUUUUCCGUUUCCGUUACCGUCACAGUCAUCACCUCCGGCACCACUUGGUCCACUUCCCAGUUUCCCUGGCGUUAACUUUCCUCCCCUGCCAUUGCUCACGCCGCCACCUGAGUGAUUCUAUAGGUUAACGCUGCCGCUAUUAUGAUAAUUAUCCCGUUGGAAUAAACUAUGUACGUGUAGCGUACACAUGGUACUAUGGAUCAUAAUCAUGUGUACUCGAUGAUAUAAAAUAUUAGUGUGUUAUGAAA
This is a messenger RNA of Brassica oleracea var. oleracea, 500 nucleotides long. Its product is annotated as follicular dendritic cell secreted peptide. NCBI's taxonomy places the organism in Eukaryota, Viridiplantae, Streptophyta, Magnoliopsida, Brassicales, Brassicaceae. The coding region runs from base 56 to 367 and encodes 103 amino acids. The record is from RefSeq and is a predicted model, not a curated record. The transcript has a single exon.